Molecule: messenger RNA, 1143 nt
Organism: Gossypium raimondii (Peruvian cotton)
Lineage: Eukaryota; Viridiplantae; Streptophyta; Magnoliopsida; Malvales; Malvaceae
Exons: 8
Coding region: 133-927 (264 amino acids)
Source: RefSeq, a predicted model, not a curated record
CCUUGCUUUCAUCAUAAUCUUAGUGGAAUUUGCUGAAUAUGCUUUCAUUCUCAAAAUGAAGACACAAGGCUAUCUUGUCUAUAUAUAAUUAAGCUCUAAGCUCUAGUCUUUGCUCUUCCAUAGCUCUUCUUGAUGGGUUCAUUAGGUACAGUCAUGAAGAUGGACACUGUUGGGAGGGCCGCUGGAGCUAAAUAUGAAUGCUUGCUCUUUGACAUGGAUGAUACUCUAUACCCCUUCAGUACAGGUUUCAACUUGGCUUGCCGCAAGAACAUAGAAGAAUUCAUGCUGAAAUACCUGAAUAUUGAAGAAAGUGAAGUCCCAAGAAUGUGCUUGGAAUUAUACAGGGAAUAUGGAACAACAAUGGCUGGUUUAAAGGUUCUGGGGUAUGAAUUUGACAACGAUGAGUUUCAUGCCUAUGCUCAUGGAAGAUUGCCAUACGAAACACUGAGACCAGAUCCUGUGUUAAGGAACCUUCUGCUUGCCAUGCCACAGCGGAAAAUAAUCUUCACGAAUGCUGAUAAGGCACAUGCGCUACAAGUUCUGAAAAGGUUGGCCUUGGAAGAUUGUUUUGAAGGCAUCAUAUGCUUUGAAGCACUUAACCACCCUCCGCUGCAACCACCUGCUUUGAAGUCACCAAUUCUAUGUAAACCCUCGCUGGAAGCUUUCGAAGCUGCUAUUCGGGUCGCAAAUCUUGAUCCAAAGAAAACAAUUUUCUUUGAUGAUAGUGCUCGAAACAUAGCUAGCGGCAAAGCAGCAGGGCUUCACACAGUUAUAGUGGGGAACUCAGCGCUGGUGCCAGGUGCAGAUCAUGCCUUGCGUAGCAUCCACAACAUCAAAGAAGCAAUACCUGAGAUAUGGGAUGGCGAUGAGGAGCAGAUGGAACAAGUUAUCCAAGCAGCUGCUGUUGAAACCGUGGUCCUUGCUUAGAUUUCAGUUCAAGUUGAAAAUUAGAGAGGCUGCCCUUGUUAUAUUAUUAUGGACAUGGGAAGCAUUCAUCUUAAGCUUAUUAAAUAAAUGACUAAAGCUCACUAAUAUAUCGAUAUGUACUUAGAAUAUAAGCAAAUGUUUCUGUAUUUAUAUUGUAUCUAAGAUUUAUGUACUAAACCCAGACUUAUGGGUAGGGAUGGUGUCACCCUUUGAAAA